This is a messenger RNA of Morone saxatilis (striped sea-bass), 2080 nucleotides long. It is a transcript of the gene nf2b, whose product is annotated as neurofibromin 2b (merlin). Lineage: Eukaryota; Metazoa; Chordata; Actinopteri; Moronidae. The transcript is spliced from 17 exons. The coding region runs from base 265 to 2043 and encodes 592 amino acids. Gene Ontology annotation, biological process: positive regulation of protein localization to early endosome; positive regulation of early endosome to late endosome transport; regulation of gliogenesis. Gene Ontology annotation, cellular component: cytoskeleton; apical part of cell; plasma membrane. The record is from RefSeq and is a predicted model, not a curated record. Gene Ontology annotation, molecular function: actin binding; cell adhesion molecule binding.
AUAUAUGCUAAAACAACUUCAUUUUAUAGUUACAAAGUGAUUUCGCUCGAUAUAUUUAAUUAUGGAGAUCUCUCCAAAGUUCCGCUCUUUCUACAACUUGUUUUGGUCCGUUUUCGUGGCACAGCUGGGAAGCUAACGCUGUCUGCUGAUAUAUGUUAGCUUAGCAUUGGUCUCCCCAACAACACACACACAAAAAGCCCAGCCUCCUCUGAGCCUUGUUGGACGGCAGAAGUUUGAGACUUUACUCGCUGCAGCACCCACAACAUGUCUAUCCUAGGGUUAAAGAAGAAACAGCCAAAGACUUUCAAAGUCAAAGUCAUCACCAUGGAUGCUGAAAUGGAGUUCAGCUGUGAGGUGAAGUGGAAAGGUAAAGACCUGUUUGACCUGGUGUGUCGCACUGUGGGUUUGAGGGAGACCUGGUUCUUUGGACUCCGGUACACAGUAAAGGACACCUACGCCUGGCUGAAACCAGAGAAGAGGGUUUUGGACCAGGAGGUUCCCAAGGACUCACCCAUUACAUUUCAUUUCCUGGCUAAGUUCUUCCCAGAAAAGGUAGAAGAAGAGUUGGUCCAAGAAAUAACUCAGCAUCUCUUCUUCUUACAGGUGAAAAAACAGAUAUUAGAUGAAGAGAUAUUCUGUUCCCCUGAAGCGUCUGUUCUGUUGGCAUCAUAUGCUGUCCAAGCCAAGUAUGGGGACUAUGACCCAAACUUUCACAAGCCAGGCUUCCUCGCACAAGAUGAGCUUUUGCCAAAAAGAGUUUUGAUGCAAUAUCAAAUGACAGCUGACAUGUGGGAGGAGAAGAUCACAGCUUGGUAUGCAGAGCACAGAGGCAUCGCCAGGGAUGAGGCUGAGAUGGAAUACCUAAAAAUUGCUCAGGACCUUGAGAUGUAUGGUGUCAGCUACUUUGCCAUUACUCAAAAUAAGAGGGAUACUGACCUGUUACUCGGAGUGGAUGCUCAGGGUCUUCACAUCUACAGCCCCAACAGCAAACUCAACCCUAACAAGUCCUUUCCUUGGAGCGGCAUCCGCAACAUAUCUUACAGUGAAAAGGAGUUCACAAUCAAACCCCUGGACAAAAAGAAAGAUGUUUUCAAAUUCUACUCAUCUCAACUGCGUGUCAACAAGCUGAUCCUGCAGUUGUGCAUCGGUAACCAUGAUCUAUUCAUGAGGAGGAGGAAGGUGGACUCCAUUGAAGUGCAGCAGAUGAAGGCUCAAGCCAAAGAGGAGAAGGCCCGCAAGAAGAUGGAGCGUCAAAUUCUGGCACGAGAAAAACAGAUGAGGGAGGAGGCGGAACGAGCAAAAGAGGAGAUGGAGCGAAGACUUUUCCAGCUGCAGGACGAAGCACGAUUGGCCAACGAGGCACUGCUGCGAUCUGAGGAGACAGCGGACCUGCUGGCAGAGAAGGCCCAGAUUGCUGAGGAGGAGGCCAAGCUGUUGGCCCACAAGGCUGCAGACGCUGAGCAGGAGAGGCAGAGGUUAGAGGUCACCGCCAUGAAGACCAAGGAGGAGAAAAGGCUGAUGGAGCAGAAGAUGAGGGAGGCAGAGCAGCUGGCUGUCAAACUGGUGGAGCAGUCCGAGAGGAGGUUGAAGGAGGCAGAUCACCUGAAACAGGACCUGACCGAGGCAAAGGACGCUGAGCGGAGAGCCAAACAGAAGCUGCUGGAGAUCACCAAAACAACAUACCCUCUCAUAGCGGCCUACUCUACUCCUCCUGCUCCCCCUGCCCCUCCUGAAGCAGCCGACUUCGGCUACGAAUCGGCAUCUACGCGCCUCGACUUCAAGGACUCUGACAUGAAAAGGCUGUCAAUGGAGAUUGAGAGAGAGAGGCUGGAGUACAUGGAGAAGAGUAAACACCUGCAGGACCAGCUGAAGGAGCUGAAGACCGAGAUUGAGUCUCUGAAGCUGGAGGAGCAGCAGCAACAGGCUGGCCUCUACAACCUCCGCAGUGAGGCGAGAGGAUACGUCCAGGAGCCUGUCUAUAUACCUCACAGCAAUCGAAACUCUGCGUACAUGUCUCAGAUGGCCUACUUUGAAGAAGUGUGAUCCCAGUCUUGCCAGACAAGGAGGGAGGGCACCAGCU